AUGAGUAAGAUCAAGACUUUGAACAGACAGUUCAUAUCGAAUUUGGAGACACAUAAAGUGAUUACAGAUGCUAAAAGAAACUUAAUUCUUUCCAUUUUAAAGUCAACAACAACUAAAAGGGAAGCUAGAAAUUACUUGACAAAGUACCAAAGUCAGUUUAGUUUUCCGGAUUUAGAGUUUCAAAAGUUCAACAAUUUUUCAGAUGAAAUCACAACGAGUUUGAGCCAAAGAGACAAUCAGCGGGACUUAUUUGUAAAGAGGUUCUUGAAUAAUCAGAACCCCUUUCUCAAUAUCUAUGAUGAAGAAGAGACCAAAUUAAACAAGAUCCCCUUGAGACUAGCCAUUUUUAAAAUCAAGUUUCAAAGUAUCACCAUGAAGCAAUGGAGAGGCAUUGCUGAGACUUUCAAAAGAUUAAUUACUUUAGGGGUGUCUCCCAUUAUACUAUUAGAUUAUGACCAUUUGCCGAAUGAAUCAUUCAAAAAGAAUGAGCUUUAUAUGAUAAAUCAGGCGAAUAAAAUGCUUUCGAUUUUGGGAAAACCCGAGGAGCCGGGUGAUCUAAGGGCAACUGUAUUGCGAAACGUAUUCAAUACAAAGCAAAGCGAAAGCGAAAGCGAAAGCAACGUCACAAUUGAUACUCUAGAACUGAUCUUAAUACCGUUGUAUCAAGGGAUCAUACCAAUUGUACAACCAAUUCUGUACAAUUCCCUCACCGCAAAACAGGAGUUUCUUAAAUGUGACACUUUGCUAUCGUCGCUAUGCUCAGCCUUGAUUGCAAACAGAACCACCAAUUUGUUAUCGGUGGAGAAGAUAGUGAUGAUUGACCCAUUGGGCGGUAUUCCUUCAAUUGAGCGUAAUCAAACAAGUCAUGUGUUUAUAAACCUAUCUCAAGAGUACUCCGAUAUUUUGUCUGAACUAUACAUUGGCCACAUUGAUCCCAAGAUACGAAAUUUGCAUGUUAACAACUUGAACAGCAUGAACGAGAUUUUAACGUUUAUUCGGAAAAAGUCGGGGAAUGAUGAGACCACUGGUAUUAUUACCACGCCUGAAAUCAUGUCUACCAACGACGACCAGUUGAAUCCUAUAAUUUACAAUGUAUUGACCGAUAGGUCCAUUAUAUCUUCUUCUUUACCCAGCACCAGCAAAAGAACUCCUCCUUUAUCCACAACGAUUAUCAAAAAGGGUGCUAAUGUACAAAUAUUUGAUAAGACUACUUUUCCCAAAGAGCUUACUUUCGAACGCUUGUUUGCCGAGAAACUCGUUGAUAAGGAUCGAUUAGUAAACUUACUCAAUGACUCCUUUGGAAAACAGCUAAAGGUUGAAGAGUACUUUAAACGUAUAAAUAAUCAUCUUGCAACGUUCAUUUUGGUUGGAGAUUACGAUGGUGCAGCAGUUAUAACCUACGAGGAGGACAGAGGGGGAAAUAAGAUAGCUUACUUGGACAAAUUCGCUAUAGCCAAGAAAAAUCAGGGUCUUCCUGUUAAACGGAAUUUAUUGAAGAUGAGCCAAGCUGAGACUAGUAUGCGGUUGAGGGUCAACCCGUCACAAGGGGUACGUCAAGGGCAGCUGAAGCAAGCGCAGGCUGGUGAUCUGCCUGUUGGUAAAAAAAGACUUGCAUAUUAUCAUGAACUUGAUGAGUGGCAGCAGGAUAAUCACUAUAUCAAGUCCGGGUACGUCAAAGGUACUUCUUCAUACCGCGAGAGUCUUAAAUCUUUGGGGUACCUACACAAUGAAACUGUAAAUAUAUACUCCCACUUGCUUCCUUCAAGUAUAUCCUUCUGGUUGAUACUUUACUAUAUCAAUUUUCAGUUAAAAAUCUACGACAACUACUUGGGUGUUUGGGAAAAGCUCAAUUUUUUACAAUUCGGAGCUGCAUGUACUUUUUGUAUGUUUAUGUCGUCGGUUUUCCAUUGCUUAAAAUCUCAUUCGCAUAAAGUCAGUCGAUUUGGAAAUCAAUUGGAUUAUUUUGGUAUUGUUAUAUUGAUUACAUGCUCCUUGGUAUCCAUCGUAUUGUUUUCAUAUUAUGACAAGCCCCUUCAGAAAUGGAUAUUUGUAGGGUUAUCCAUAUUUUUUGGUACAGUUUGUACAAUUUUCACCUUGCAUCCCGAGUUUUCUCAAAACUAUUAUAGACCCUUUAGAUCCACAAUGUUUAUACUAUUCGGUCUUUCGGGUGUUUUACCCAUAGCAAAUGCUGUUUAUACUUUUGGAUAUCAAACUACAAAGGAGAGAUCGGGGUUAAUAUGGUUGAUAUUAGAAGGAACGUUUUAUAUACUUGGUGCUGUCUUGUAUGCGAUGAGAUUUCCCGAAAGAACAGCAUACAUUGAUUCUGAAGAGCAUUUGUUUUCGCCGGGGACUUUUGAUAUUUUUGGUCAUUCUCAUCAAAUCUUUCACUUUUUAGUCGUGGUUGCUGCAUUUUGUCAUUGGAAGGCGUUAGUCGAGUGUUAUCACUAUUUGCAUCAGAGCAUUUUGUAA
This is a messenger RNA of Lodderomyces oxycetoniae, 2469 nucleotides long. RefSeq names its product acetyl-CoA:L-glutamate N-acetyltransferase (gene ARG2). Gene Ontology annotation, biological process: intracellular zinc ion homeostasis. Gene Ontology annotation, cellular component: membrane. The transcript is spliced from 2 exons. Gene Ontology annotation, molecular function: signaling receptor activity. The record is from RefSeq and is a predicted model, not a curated record. NCBI's taxonomy places the organism in Eukaryota, Fungi, Ascomycota, Pichiomycetes, Serinales, Debaryomycetaceae. The coding region runs from base 1 to 2469 and encodes 822 amino acids.